AUGCGACACUCUACCUGCCACCUGCCCAAUGGCCUCACAUUCACCGUCGCCCCAGUCUUCGGCGGCGUCACCUUCAAGUCCAACGAGCUGAAUCUCCACAACUCCGUCUUCCCGCCCGGAUGGACCAUUAUAAUCCACAGCGAGAAGCUCGACCGCAGCUCCCACGACUCCGACGACCCGGACAAUUUCUCUCGCUUCAAAACGCCCACCCUAAACCGCGACUGCAUCUAUAUCUCGUACAUCGUCAGUCCGCCGUCCAGCGAGUUCAAGGCCCCCAGCUCCCCCACCCGCCAGAUCGCCAUGAUGCUCUGGGCCACGCUGUGGUGGUACUUCCACGAACCAGAACCCGACCUCCGCCUGGAAACCGAGGCCUCGAGCAAGACACCCCACGACGCGCGUCCCAAGGGCGACUGGAUCGUCAAUAUCAAGCGCGAGGGCAUCUUCAAGGGCCGCAACCUGCUCCAGAAGCUCGAACGGAUGGGCUUGAUCGCCAGUCAGGACUCAUCAGUGGGUCUGCAGCCGGUCGAAACGCGCGAUUCGUCCAGCUGGGCGAAUAUGUUUGUCAGUCGGCGCAGCUUCUGGCAGCUUGACCCGCGUCUCUUCCUGUUCACUCUCACGCCGCGUGGAGCGGCGCCCUCGCCGUCUUUGACGCCCUUGCAGUCCCGGGCUUGUUCGCCUCAUCGCGCAACGCCGUCCCCAACGCGGGAUGGACUGCCCGCCACAUUGGCGCCGACGGAGGCGACCUUCCACACUGCGAACGUCGGCUCAUUCACCUCCGGUGGUCCGUUUACCUCUGGCAGCCACUUGCCUACGUACUACCCGCCCGCACCCACACAAUACACAUAUUCGAAUGGAGUACGGCACCCGGUCCGCCCCAAACCGCCACACCAGGGCGAAAUAUUCUACGUGCGCUACAUCAUCAGCGUGAGCCAGUACCUCUCGUUCCGCGUUCCGUUCCUACCCAUGACCAAGCCCGGAGCUGCCCAGACCAGCGGCAGCGGUGACAGUCGCCCAUCUACGCCGACCAUCUCAUCGGUAACAAGCGUGGAGCAACACCUCAGCCACGACGGCUGCUCAGAUCUGGAUACGCUGCACAGAUGGAUGAACGACCCCCGCGUCGAGGCAAUGUGGGGAGUCGGUGGCCCGAAAGUCGAGCAGGAAAAGUUCUUGCUUGCCAACUUAACCAGCAAGCACAGUUUCCCCGUCAUUGGAUGCUGGGAUGGGAAACCAUUUGGGUACUUCGAGAUCUACUGGGUGAAAGAAGAUCCGCUGGGUCGAUUGCUGGAUCGGGUGGAUAACUAUGAUCGUGGCAUCCACCUUCUCAUCGGCGAGCAGGAGUUCCGCGGUCCACACCGCGUUGGCGUGUGGUUGAGUGCACUGGUACACCAUUGCUUUUUGGCGGAUAUGAGGACCGAGACGGUGUACCUGGAGCCGAGGGUGGAUAAUGCCAAGAUAAUCAGCUAUCUGCAGGAAGCGGGCUUCUACAAGGAAGGAGAAGUCAGUUUUCCGCAUAAACAGUCCGCCGUCAUGAAGAUCCGGCGAGAAUAUUGGGAGGCUCCAAUGUUGUAG
Messenger RNA from Penicillium riverlandense, 1569 nucleotides. Its product is annotated as GNAT family N-acetyltransferase. Lineage: Eukaryota; Fungi; Ascomycota; Eurotiomycetes; Eurotiales; Aspergillaceae. Gene Ontology annotation, biological process: siderophore biosynthetic process. The transcript has 2 exons. The record is from RefSeq and is a predicted model, not a curated record. The coding region runs from base 1 to 1569 and encodes 522 amino acids.